Molecule: messenger RNA, 789 nt
Organism: Amaranthus tricolor (Joseph's coat)
Lineage: Eukaryota; Viridiplantae; Streptophyta; Magnoliopsida; Caryophyllales; Amaranthaceae
Exons: 4
Coding region: 1-789 (262 amino acids)
Source: RefSeq, a predicted model, not a curated record
AUGGUUGGAACACAGACUCACUUCUACUGUUCUACAUGUGAUCCUGUUCGUAGUUAUCUAUUUAUGAGCGGGAUACAACUGGGAGACAUUAGGGAUGUCGACAGGAAAACCAAAGGUGUACAAAGAGUCGUGGUGGUGGAACGAAGAAGUGCAAAAGAAGAUAAAGGACAAAAAUAUAGAUUCAAGAAGUUCAUGGCUUGCACGGAGGAGGAGGAUAGGACACAUAAGAAGAAGGGGGGUCCAAAGGUGGAAAUUCAACAAACUUCAGACAUCCAAAGAACACAGGAUCAUGAGUCGAUUAUUGAUAUUUCCACAGCGGAAGUAGGAGAACCUCUCAAAAAAAUAGGGGGAUCAAGGGCAGUUGGACCUGAUCACAUUCUGAUUGAGGUAUGGAGGGGUUUAGGAGAGGAGGGAAUUCAUUGGCUUACUAACCUCUUUAAUGUCAUCUUGAAGUCUCGUAAGAUGUCCGAAGAAUGGAGGGUUAGCACUCGUAUCUCACUGUUCAAGAACAAGGGUGAUGCACAAGUAUGCAGGAACUAUAAAGGAAUCCAACUUCUAAGCCACACUAUGAAGUCGUGGAAAAGAGUGAUUGAGAAAAGAAUUAGACGAGAUACAGUAAUUACAGAGAACCAAUUCGGAUUCAUGCCGGGAAGAUUAACCACCGAGGCAUACCACACAUAUCUUUUGAGGAAACUAAUGGAAAAGUAUAUGGAGCGAAAGAAGGAUUUGCAUCUGGUGUUCAUUGACCUGGAAAAAGCGUAUGAUAGCAUACCACGAAACAUCGUAUGA